AUGUUGCCUUCAAGAUCUGAUUCUUAAUAGAGAAGUCUUGAGAACCCUGAUAAAUAGACGAUGAGAGUGGAUUCAACAAAAAGAACUGAUAAAUUGAUUGAGGUUCCUCGAAAGAAGCUUAAUAUGAGGUAAAAUUAAUUCAGUGAACAGUUAGAUUGUAUACAGAAUCUGAACAAAGGUUUCAAGAUUAUGUUAAUUCGAAGAUUGUUACUAUUAGUAUUAUUGCAUUAGUGGGAGCUUAUGCAAUAUUAAUAUUUAUCAUUGUGGCUUUGGAGGAAUUGCUUGAUGAAACUGAGUUCAAUAAUGUCUCAUCAAUUUUGAGUUGGAUUGAACUUGGAAUAUUGAUAGUGUUCAUUCUAGAAAUAUUUGUUGGAUUGUAUGCUUGGGGCAUUAAGGUAAUUUUAAUAAAUGAUGUAGAAAUAUUAUAAAGACAAAUGGCUGAUUUUGGACACUCUAAUUAUCUUAUUGUCACUCUUUUUUGUGAUAUUUGAGUUGGCUGAUCAAAAAACAUCCAAUGUAAUCAAAGUAAUCUAGGCAGUCUUUCGAUUCUUGAGAAUAUUUCUCCUAAUUAGAAAGGCCUAGACAUUUAGAAGAUUGGCAACGAUUUCCACUAUUUCCACACCCGCUGAAAAAAUAGUGAGGUUCCUAGCUGAGUUGAAGGAAGUCUUGGAAGAUGAAAAUAUGAAAUUAGAUAUUGAUUAUUGUAUUGACAAGAUCGGAAAUAAUCAAUUGUAUUAGAUGGGUAAAUUGGAUGAAGACAAUGCUGAAGUAAGCCAAUGUUUCAAUUUAAAUAGGCUAUGGCUUGGUUAAAUCAAAGUUAAUAAGGUAGAGCUGAAGUCAAACGAAUUGUAACAAAUGAAUAAUAAUAAUAACAACAAAAGAAAGUAAUUGCUAAUUUUUAAAAACUUAAUAUUCCAAAAAGAGUAAUUUUACUAUAAUAUUGAAUAGUUACUGGAGAUAUUAUAUAAGUAGCAUGAUGAUCUAUAUAUUGAUCCUUUUGAAUGUGACAAACUAUCUGGAGGCGAGGGAUUGGUGAAUUUGAUGCUGUUUUUCUUUGAAAAUUAUAAUCUGUUUGACGUAUUCCUUAUUAAACCUAAAGUGGUGAGAGGGUACUUUGAGGAAGUAAUGAAAGGAUACCUUGAUAACCCAUAUCAUAAUAAGGUCCAUGCUCAAGAUGUUGCUUAAACUUGCAAUUUCUUAUUAAGCAAAUGCAAAUUCAUUGAAAUCGGUUAAUUAGAUGAAUAAGACAUCGCCUGUGUGUUGAUUGCUGGAGCUAUUCAUGAUUAUGGACAUCCAGGACUUACUAAUGCAUUCCUUAUCAACAGUAGAAAUGAUUUGGCUCUAACAUACAAUGAUCAGAGUGUGUUAGAAAUGUAUCAUCCAUCGUAAUGCUUUAAAAUUGCAUGGGGAAAUCAAAAAGUCAACAUUUUUGAAAAUCUGUAAUUUCAUAAAUACAGACGCAUCAGAGAAUCCAUUAUCUUAAUGGUACUUUCCACAGACAUGGCUCAUCAUGCUUCAGAACUUGCCAUCACUAAUAGUCGAAUUGCUGCUCGUAUUCAUUAUUUAAGUAUGCAAAAAUAGCUGAUUUUGAACCAAAUGGCAAAGAUAAAUAAAGAUUGAUGGACCUGAUUGUGCAUUCCUCUGAUGUAUCCAAUCCUACUAAAAGCUUUGAAAUCUAUAAAAAUUGGACAGAAAAAGUCUUAACUGAAUUCUGGCUGUAAGGAGACAAAGAGAGAGACCUUGGCUUGCCAAUCUCGUAUCUAUGUAAUCGAUAUACAACCAAUACAGCCGAAGCUUAAGUGGGGUAUUCUUGUUAUUGCUUAUCAGAUUUAUUGAUUAUGUUGUGAAACCUACAUUUGCAUGUGUCUUGGGAUUCCUUCCAGCUUAUGAACCUUUCUUUUAAAACUUGGACAAAAACAAAGCUAAGUGGCAAGAACUUAUAGAAUAUUAUAAACAAUAGUUAGCUUCCAUUCAACCUAAAUGA
Paramecium octaurelia is the source of this 1984-nucleotide messenger RNA. NCBI's taxonomy places the organism in Eukaryota, Ciliophora, Oligohymenophorea, Peniculida, Parameciidae. The record is from the annotation of a GenBank genome assembly.